CGGGCGUUACUUUCACUAUGACCAUUGGAAUCGCCAACAACUAAAGAUGCUUCGUCUUCGCCGUUGCUAAUUGCUGUCGUCCCACACUCGCUACCAGGGCCAAGGAAAACCCUAAAAAUUUCCCCUGAAAUAAAAAGCAGCGGACGACAAAGAAACGACUCGGAAGAUGCCGAAGACUUCCUCGUCGCCCUCGCCGACCGUCACGCCGAUGAACCCGUCCGUCAAGCCCCAACCCUUCCCAUCCUUACCCCGCCAAACCCUCACUCACAAUCCGCCACUUUUACGGGCUCCUCCUUCGCCCGACGUGGGCUACGAGAUUGACCUCCUCGGAUCCUCUUUCCACCACCAUCAAAACCACGGAUUAGUCCUCAUGGACGACGAGGACGACGACCCCAAUCCCCUACCUGUCGGGAUCCAAGCCUACUCGCGGUCCCCCUUCUCCUCCCUCCUCCGAGAUGACGACGAAGAGGAGGAGGAGGACCCUGACGACGAGGAUAUAGACCCCGACGAAGCCCUGAUUGAAGACAGGAAGCCCACUUUGUCAGACGGCAAUCAGUCCCCGGCUACAGCCAACUCUCUUUGCAUCGAUCCGGCGCCCCAUGUUUCUUCGCAGUUUUACACGUUUAAUCGGGAAUCCCAUGCCCUGAUGGUGCGCUGUAUUCUAGCAGGCCGGCUCGCCACCGCGGAUGAGAUCCGUGCUGCCAGUCCCAGUUCCGUGCUAAAGUCUUGGCGAUCCGUGUGGAAGGACCGAAACGAGGACACGGCGUACCUCACCGCAUGGAAACGGAUACAGGAUAAGCUUCGUGCCAACAUGGAUGGCACUCACCCCGCGCUCUUCUUCAAGAACAAUUCAGCGCAUCGGGUCUCGCAUGUGGAGCAAUGGCAGGAGAUUGUCACAGCCGCCCAUGCUGACCGUGACCUACUACGGCACCUAGCUCUGAAGGAGACUGUGGAGCGGAUAAAACAGUCGUGGACAGUUGGUGCUAGGUUCUAUGGGAUCCCUGAGUCAUUCAUCCGAGUUUGUGUAUCCUCCUGUCCAGUGUGCUCCUCUUCAUCUUCCUCACUAGCAUCUCCUGGAGGCAGCAGCUUGUCACGGUCCAAAAGGCGACGUUUUGAAUACACUGAAUCCUUUGAAGUGCCUGCAAAGGAUGUACAAUGCUGUCUGCAGAAGCUUGCAGCCAAGUACAAGGUAGUUCUUUGCAUCUGCCAAAAGUAUAUAAGAUACAAGCCAUUCACAGCUGAGGUGAAGGACUAUGCCUGUCACCGAGCAGGGGAACCGUCAUCAGCAUCUGCUUCAGCUAAGAAAGCUAAGGUUUUGAAAAGGGAACCAUACCAAUCAAAGCGUUGUGGCUGUGGGUUCCGGAUAAGGGCCAUCGUUCCAAUUAUGAACUACAAUGAUAAAGACAAAACUUUUGUGUACCAGGAGGAAGGCACUGCUAUAUUCAAGCUAUAUGCAAUUCAUACUGGACAUGAACCUGGUCCACUUGAUGGAAAUGCUAGGAUCAUCCACCGGCUAGUUGGGAACAAGGGUGCUUAUGAAUUUGAUUCAGAUGCUUACAGCAUUAGGAAGGACACAGACCCAGACUUGUUGCCUAGUCUUAUAGGCAAGGAUGAUACAGGGGAUCCUUGCCAUGCAGUUAUGCAGCAUGUUCAGGAUCUCAAGGUCGAAGUUGGUCUGCUCGAAGAACGAAUUGUUCAAAUGAAUCCAGAUUCACUGGGCUCAUUGGCACAGGAGCUGUCUGAUAUCCUGCACAGGUUGAAGCUGUUGGGUGGAGGAAUGCACCACUCUGAGGGACCAUUGAUGGUAGAUGAUGAUGAUGUUGCAGAAUGGAGAAAGGAGAGCACUCGCCAUCUUAACAAGCAUGAUGGUAUAUUUAGUAAGGAAGCUGAGAUACUUGAGGAAGAGGAUACAAACUUUGCUUCAGAUCUAGGAACUAUUGUGCCAUGGAGUAGAAUGACAGAAGAUUGCCAAGACAGGAAGUUGCUUAUGAGGGAGAACAUGAAGCCUGAUAAGUGGCUGUUAAAAGAAGAUUGCAGUGACUUUGAUGAGAAAAGUAUUCUCCGUUGUGGUGUAGAUGAGGAGUCAAAGUUAAAAACCUUGACUGAUUCCAGUCUCGUGGGGAUGCAAGUGGAUGGUUUUUAUGCCGACAGCACCAAGUGGUAUGACUCACCAGGUGGCUUGGAUCCCAGCACAGAUUGUGCAGAUGGCGGUUUUAGGCAUGGGAGAAUCUUGUGAAGCAAGGUUUGCUUGUGUUUCCCUUCGCAUAGAUUUGAAGGAAAGGACUGUAAAUUCUGUUUAUACUAAAGUUGGGGGCCUACUACUCUACCAUUAGUAUUAGGUUUCAGGUGGAUGCUCCCCUGAGCUUUCAUUGUUCGAUGAAGUUCUUUGUUGAUUGUUAGCAUCCAUUGUUGACCCAAAUCUGUAUUAUGAGUACCAAACUUCUUUGCACCAAAACAUGAGCAUCGUAUCAUCAGUAUGCUUUUUUCUUUGCAGCAACUUGUUUCUGUGGCCCUUGUAUCACCAUAAUUGUAUUCUUAUUGGCUCAUGUCUCAGUUAACUUUGUCAUUUCAAACUUUCUCUGAUCUUGUUGGGAGAUUAAAAAAUUAUGAACCCUGGUUCUUGUCUAUUUUAGAUUUACACCAUUGUACCUACAAUACUUGACAUGUGAAAUCUUUAAUAUUUGCUAACUCAAAAUUAGCCCAAACAUCAAAACCAUGAUUGCACCAACAUAUUGGUAUUUGGAAUGAACCUAAAUUGUAGCCACGAAGAGGAUAGGAAAGGGAUGUCAUUGUAAUGGCACAUCUAUCAUUGGUCUGGUAAUCUGAUGUUGUCACAGCCGUUGAUUAUGGAUGAUUCUGAGACAUGGGUUGGUUUUAUCUCCCAUGAUUUUGCCUCCUUAGUUUAGACUCACAUGGGGAAAUUGUGAGCUAAUUAACUGAGUUAGGAGAUUUAAGUGAGUGUAUAACCUAUUAAUCAGUUAAAGCAUUUUGGGUCAGCUUUUGACCAUAACAAAAUAAAUUAUUUUGUUCUCUCAGGUUGACAGCGUUGUGACAAUGGUAACACAUUCCUCAUCUUCCAGCUAGCUUUGUAAUUUAGACGCCAUGGUGGAACCUCAGUUGAUGGUGGAUUUCUGGGCAUCAACUAUAAGCGGCAGCAUGACUUUUAUGCUUUCAAAUUGUCUUGCCUGCAAAAACCUAUACGUGAAUUGCAUCUAUCCUGUAAUUUGAUCGACCCAGGCUAAUGCAAAGUCUCACCAACAAGCUGAGGUCAAAGGUCACCACUGAGUGGACUGUAUUCUCUAUGUAGGGUGGCCAAGCAUCUGAAGGCCUCUUGACUUGUUUGUGUAAUUUAAAAAAAAAAAAAUUGAAUGACGGUGAAUUGUGUUAUAAAUCAUGAAAGGGGUAUAUGUUAGACACCUAAAAAGUAGAAAAUAUGUGUUUGUAUCUUUUGAAAUAUCCUCUCUAUGUUGGGGACAUCAUUCUCAUAGAGACAUUUAUUCCGUACUUGCUAAAGUAAAUCUA
Molecule: messenger RNA, 3522 nt
Organism: Zingiber officinale
Lineage: Eukaryota; Viridiplantae; Streptophyta; Magnoliopsida; Zingiberales; Zingiberaceae
Exons: 4
Coding region: 167-2236 (689 amino acids)
Source: RefSeq, a predicted model, not a curated record